AUGACAAAGUCUUGGACUGUCUUUAUAAAUCUCAGUCCAGUGGAGAUCGCCAUAGAGACAUGCGUAUAUGUAUUAAUCGGUUUGACUGCUGUUUCUGGGAAUCUAUUGGUGAUCAUCUCGGUGUAUCGUAACCAUUCGUUACGUAAUACCACCAACUACCUUGCACUGUCCUUAGCAAUUACCGACAUCCUCUCUCCUCUCACAAUUUUGCCUCUAUCAGUGUACUGGCUGAUAGACAUCAAAACACCUCACUUUACCUACGGACAGGCGAUUUGCGACUUUCAAGCAAUCUGGUUCUUUUCUCUAGUUAAUGCAUCAGGUUAUACCAUCACUCUUAUGGCUUACAACAGGUUUGUCUGCGUGUGUAAGACAGAUAAAUACAAACAGAUUUUUACCAAAAAAAAGACGAUUAAUAUGAUCGCUGGCUUGUGGAUGUUGUGUUUUAUUAUCGCAAUUUUACUGGUAAAAGGAGAAAUGUCCUACGCUAAAUUUAACCCAGCAAUUACAAUGUGUACGCUUUCACAAAAACGAAAAAGUGAUUUGAACAAGAUAGCGGGGAAUACACUUCUUGUCCUUGACAUAGCAGUUCCCUACUCAUUUACAGCAUAUUGUUACGGCAAGAUUCUCAAGAAAAUCCAUCAUCAUAAGAGAAGUGUUGCGCAAGCUCCGUCCAAUAUUAACACACUGGGCGCCAAAGAGAUCAAAAUCACGUGGACAUUGUUUGCAGUGUUGCUUGGUUACAUAGCGCUGUGGUCACCAGUCGCCGUGACCGCGAUUAUAUUAAGUCAUAACAAAGGUCUGCCUCACCUUAUCAGCAGUAUUAUUCCAAUGGCAGCCGCAGCAAGUAGUGCGAUAAACCCAGUGAUUUACGCACUUAUGAGCCCUGAGUUCAGAAAAACUUACAUCAAAACACUGAAAUGUAGAUAA
Messenger RNA from Exaiptasia diaphana, 927 nucleotides. RefSeq names its product muscarinic acetylcholine receptor M4-like. Bases 1 to 927 code for a protein of 308 amino acids. Gene Ontology annotation, biological process: G protein-coupled receptor signaling pathway. Gene Ontology annotation, cellular component: membrane. Gene Ontology annotation, molecular function: G protein-coupled receptor activity. Lineage: Eukaryota; Metazoa; Cnidaria; Anthozoa; Actiniaria; Aiptasiidae. The record is from RefSeq and is a predicted model, not a curated record. The transcript has a single exon.